Lolium rigidum is the source of this 285-nucleotide messenger RNA. Its product is annotated as auxin-responsive protein SAUR71-like. NCBI's taxonomy places the organism in Eukaryota, Viridiplantae, Streptophyta, Magnoliopsida, Poales, Poaceae. Gene Ontology annotation, biological process: response to auxin. The coding region runs from base 1 to 285 and encodes 94 amino acids. The transcript has a single exon. The record is from RefSeq and is a predicted model, not a curated record.
AUGGCGGGGAAGAAGAAGAAUGGCAGCGAGCAUUCACCAUCCGGCGCCUCGCCGUGCAAUGACCACGAGCACGAGAAGGUCCCGAAAGGGCACGUCCCGAUGAUCAUCUGCAGCGGCGAGCGUGUGGUGGUGCCGGUGAGACUGCUCGCCGCCCCGUGCAUCGCGAAGCUGCUGGACAUGGCGGCGCAACAGUAUGGGUACGGCCAGCCGGGAGUGCUGCGGAUACCCUGCGACGCCGAGCAAUUCCGGCGGGCCGUCGACUGCGCCCUGAAGAAAGCCGGGUAG